AUGUUCAGCUUUGUGGAUUCAAGGACUGUCCUGCUACUCGUAGCGUCCCAGGUUGUUUUACUAUCCGUUGUCAGAUGUCAAGAAGAGGACGACCAGGAGACAGGUGGCUGCAUCCAAGAUGGCCAGCAAUAUAAUGAUAAGGAUGUGUGGAAGCCGGAGCCGUGCCGCAUCUGUGUGUGUGACAGCGGCGCGGUUCUGUGCGAUGAGAUAAUCUGCGAGGAGAUCAAAGAGUGCACCAACCCCGUCAUCCCAUCUGGAGAGUGCUGCCCCAUCUGCCCUGCUGAUGCCAGUGCCCCCAUUGAGUCAGUCGGUGCUAAGGGCCAGAAAGGUGAACCAGGAGAGAUUGCAGAUGUUGUAGGACCAAGAGGACCACCGGGCCCUAUGGGCCCCCCAGGUGAGCAGGGAUCACGCGGAGAGGCUGGCGCUAAAGGUGAUAAGGGAAAUCCUGGCCCCCGAGGCAGAGAUGGUGAGCCUGGCACCCCAGGGAAUCCAGGUCCACCCGGCCCACCCGGACCUAAUGGACCCCCAGGGCUUGGAGGGAACUUUGCUGCUCAGAUGGCUGGUGGAUUUGAUGAGAAAGCUGGAGGCGCUCAGAUGGGAGUGAUGCAAGGACCUAUGGGCCCUAUGGGUCCCCGUGGUCCCCCUGGCCCCACUGGAGCCCCUGGCCCACAAGGUUUCCAAGGUAACCCUGGAGAGACUGGAGAGCCUGGUUCAUCUGGACCCAUGGGACCCCGUGGCCCUCCUGGACCAUCUGGAAAACCUGGAAGUGAUGGUGAGGCGGGCAAACCAGGGAAGUCUGGUGAGCGUGGACCUGCAGGGCCACAGGGAGCUCGUGGAUUCCCUGGAACUCCUGGUCUUCCUGGAAUCAAAGGACACCGAGGUCACCCUGGUCUAGAUGGAGCCAAGGGAGAGACUGGCACCGCAGGAGCCAAAGGUGAGGCUGGUGCUCCUGGAGAGAAUGGUGCCCCUGGACCUAUGGGCCCACGUGGUCUGCCUGGUGAGAGAGGACGUCCUGGAGCAGCUGGAGCGGCUGGAGCCCGUGGAAAUGAUGGCCUGCCUGGUCCUGCUGGUCCCCCUGGACCCGUUGGCCCAGCCGGAGCACCCGGUUUCCCUGGAUCUCCAGGAGCCAAGGGUGAAGCUGGCCCAACUGGUGCCCGAGGAUCCGAGGGCGCACAAGGACCCCGCGGAGAGGCUGGUACCCCAGGAUCUCCUGGACCCGCUGGAGCCUCUGGAAACCCUGGUACUGAUGGCAUCCCAGGAGCUAAAGGAUCAGCUGGAGGUCCUGGUAUUGCCGGUGCCCCUGGAUUCCCAGGACCCCGUGGCCCACCUGGACCUCAGGGAGCGACAGGACCUCUCGGGCCCAAAGGACAGUCUGGAGACCCUGGUAUUCCUGGAUUCAAAGGUGAAGCUGGACCCAAGGGAGAGCUUGGCCCUGCUGGUCCCCUAGGUGCCCCCGGUCCCGCAGGUGAGGAGGGCAAAAGAGGAGCCAGAGGAGAGCCUGGUGCUGCUGGACCACUCGGACCUCCUGGAGAGAGAGGUGCUCCUGGUAAUCGUGGUUUCCCUGGUCAAGAUGGUCUGGCUGGUGCUAAGGGAGCUCCUGGUGAUCGUGGUGUUCCUGGUGCUGCUGGGCCUAAAGGAGCCACUGGCGAUCCCGGCCGUACAGGCGAAGCCGGCCUCCCUGGAGCCAGAGGUCUCACUGGUCGACCUGGAGAUGCUGGUCCCCAAGGCAAAGUUGGACCUUCUGGUGCCCCUGGUGAGGACGGUCGCCCUGGCCCCCCUGGUCCACAGGGAGCCCGUGGACAGCCAGGAGUGAUGGGAUUCCCCGGACCAAAGGGAGCCAAUGGGGAGCCUGGUAAGGCAGGAGAGAAGGGUCUUGUGGGUCGUCCUGGUCUGAGAGGUCUAUCUGGAAAAGAUGGUGAGACUGGUGCUGCUGGACCUCCUGGUCCUGCUGGACCUGCUGGAGAGAGAGGAGAGCAAGGACUACCCGGACCUUCUGGUUUCCAGGGUCUUCCCGGACCAUCUGGCCCCCCAGGAGAGGCAGGAAAGCCCGGUGACCAGGGAGUCCCUGGAGAGGGUGGAGCUCCUGGUGUUGUUGGACCCAGAGGUGAGCGUGGUUUCCCUGGAGAAAGGGGUGGUGCUGGACCACAGGGUCUUCAGGGACCUCGUGGACUCCCAGGAACCCCUGGAACUGACGGACCCAAGGGAGCCAUUGGACCAGCAGGUGCUUCUGGAGCCCAGGGACCUCCCGGCCUGCAGGGAAUGCCCGGAGAGAGAGGAGCUGGUGGCAUCUCUGGACCCAAAGGAGACAGAGGUGAUAAUGGAGAGAAGGGACCUGAGGGAGCUCCAGGAAAGGACGGUUCUAGAGGUUUGACUGGUCCCAUUGGUCCUCCUGGCCCAUCUGGUCCAAAUGGCGCCAAGGGUGAGACCGGACCUACUGGUCCUACUGGUGCUGCUGGUGCUCGUGGUGCUCCUGGUGACCGUGGUGAGCUUGGGCCUCCUGGGCCAGCUGGCUUUGCUGGGCCUCCUGGUGCAGAUGGUCAGCCUGGUGCCAAAGGAGAGCUUGGUGAGUCUGGACAGAAAGGAGAUGCUGGUGCUCCUGGCCCACAGGGACCAUCUGGGGCCCCUGGACCUGUAGGACCCACUGGUGUUUCCGGACCUAAAGGAGCCCGUGGUGCUCAAGGAGCUCCUGGUGCUACUGGUUUCCCUGGUGCUGCUGGAAGAGUUGGACCUCCUGGCCCCAAUGGUAAUCCUGGUGCUGCCGGCCCAGCCGGUCCUGCGGGUAAAGACGGUCCUAAAGGUACUCGAGGUGACCAGGGCACUCCAGGCAGAGCAGGGGAUGCUGGGCUUCGUGGACCUGCCGGCCCCUCAGGAGAGAAAGGAGAGCCUGGAGAGGAUGGACCCCCUGGUCCCGAUGGGCCUUCAGGUCCCCAGGGUCUUGCUGGAUCUCGUGGUAUUGUUGGUCUGCCUGGUCAGCGUGGAGAGAGAGGCUUCCCUGGUCUCUCUGGACCAUCUGGAGAGCCUGGUAAGCAGGGAGCUUCUGGUUCCUCUGGUGACCGUGGACCUCCAGGACCUGUGGGACCUCCUGGACUGACAGGACCCGCUGGAGAAGCUGGUAGAGAGGGCAACCCCGGAGCUGAUGGACCCCCGGGUAGGGAUGGAGCCACUGGAGUCAAGGGUGAGCGUGGUAAUACUGGUCCUGCUGGUGGCCCUGGAGCUCCUGGUGCCCCCGGUGCCCCAGGUCCCGUCGGUCCCCUCGGCAAGCAAGGAGACAGAGGAGAGGCUGGAGCUCAAGGACCCGCUGGACCAUCCGGACCUGCCGGUGCUAGAGGAAUGGCUGGACCCCAAGGACCACGUGGAGACAAGGGAGAGGCUGGUGAGGCCGGAGAGAGGGGACAGAAGGGUCACCGUGGAUUUACCGGUCUGCAGGGUCUGCCCGGACCUCCUGGUCCCGCUGGUGACUCUGGAGCUGCAGGACCUUCCGGACCAAGUGGCACCAAGGGACCCCCUGGACCAGUCGGACCUGCUGGUAAAGAUGGAUCUAAUGGACAGGCUGGCCCCAUCGGUCCUCCUGGACCUCGUGGACGCUCUGGAGAGACUGGUCCUGCUGGUCCUCCUGGUAACCCCGGACCCCCCGGUCCUCCUGGCCCUCCUGGCCCUGGCAUCGACAUGUCCGCCUUCGCCGGGCUGUCUCAGCCUGAGAAGUCCCCUGAUCCACUCAGGUACAUGAGGGCGGACGAGGCCUCCAGCUCCCUCAGACAGCACGACAUCGAGGUGGAUACCUCACUCAAAUCCCUCAACAACCAGAUUGAGAACAUGCGCAGCCCUGAUGGCACUCAGAAGAACCCAGCCCGCACCUGCAGAGACCUGAAACUGUGCCAUCCCGAAUGGAAGAGCGGUGACUACUGGGUUGAUCCCAACAUUGGCAGCACAGCCGAUGCCAUCAAGGUCUUCUGUAAUAUGGAGACCGGAGAGACCUGUGUCUACCCAAGCAUUUCCAAGGUACCGAAGAAGAACUGGUGGUCCAGCAAGAGCAAAGACCGCAAGCACGUCUGGUUUGGAGAGACCAUGAACGGAGGAUUCAGCUUCAGCUAUGCUCAGGACGGCCCGGCCGGUAACGCUGCCAGUAUCCAGCUGACCUUCCUGAGGCUGCUGUCCACGGAGGCGUCUCAGAACAUCACAUACCACUGCAAGAACAGUGUGGCCUACAUGGACCAGGCCAUGGGCAACCUGAAGAAGGCACUUCUGCUGCAGGGCUCCAACGAUGUGGAGAUCCGCGCGGAGGGCAACAGCCGCUUCACAUAUGGCGUGUUGGAGGAUGGCUGCAAGAAACAUACAGGCCAGUGGGGCAAGACCGUCUUUGAGUACAAAACGCAGAAGACCUCCCGUCUUCCCAUUGUGGACAUUGCCCCCAUGGACAUCGGAGGAGCGGAUCAGGAAUUUGGAGUGGACGUAGGCGCCGUCUGCUUCUUGUAA
This is a messenger RNA of Lampris incognitus (smalleye Pacific opah), 4473 nucleotides long. RefSeq names its product collagen, type II, alpha 1a (gene col2a1a). The record is from RefSeq and is a predicted model, not a curated record. Gene Ontology annotation, cellular component: collagen type II trimer. The coding region runs from base 1 to 4473 and encodes 1490 amino acids. Gene Ontology annotation, molecular function: extracellular matrix structural constituent; protein binding. The transcript is spliced from 54 exons. Lineage: Eukaryota; Metazoa; Chordata; Actinopteri; Lampriformes; Lampridae.